This is a messenger RNA of Arachis ipaensis, 1126 nucleotides long. NCBI's taxonomy places the organism in Eukaryota, Viridiplantae, Streptophyta, Magnoliopsida, Fabales, Fabaceae. The record is from RefSeq and is a predicted model, not a curated record.
UUUAUAAUUUCAUUGGUUAAGAGUAGAUGUGCUUGUGCUUGUGCUUGUGCAGUUGUGGGUUGCUCUCACUGCAACUUCUAGAAACUUUUUACCCACUUGCCAUGACAUGUCAGUCAAAAAUAACUUCUUGCUUUUUUCUUUUUCUAUGCUCCGAUUUUCUUGCAGGUGCAGGAUUCACACUAUAUAUAUACAUAUCAGAGAUAUAUUUGUGCUGAAUAGAAUGAUACACUUGUCCCACCCAAUUAUUUGGUUUGGAAAAUUGUGGUGCACACCAUAUGCUUGUGAAAUUGUGAAACCUUGAAACUUGUAUCAGCUUACUAUAUAUUAAUAAUAACUGAGACAAAGACUGCAUUAUAUUCAUAGGAAGAAAGAAACAAUGAGUGAUUCUGCAGUUUUAGAGUGUUUUAGGCCCUUUGUUGAGGCCAAAGCCUGGGACUUUGUGGUUAUUUGGAAAUAUGGGGAUGACCCUACUAGGUUCAUUGAGUGGUUGGGUUGUUGCUGUAGUGGAAGCUGUGGUGAAAGCAUUGAGGAUGCAAAAAAGCUCAAAGAUAAAGAAAUGAAUGAAAAAUAGAACGACAUGGAUUCUUCUUCCAUUUCCAUUUGCAAGGAUGCACAUUUUCAGCAUCCAAUUAGAACCAAGGCUUGUAAGGCUCUUUCUCAACUUCCUUUGCAAUGUCUCUCUAUUCUGGCAGGGGAAUGUGAAGAAUUAUUGAGGCUUGUCAAAAAGAAGCCAUACUCUCCUUCUGAAGGCAACGAUGCUUGUUUAAAAGCACUGGCAAAUAUGGCUGGGAAGAAAUUGUGGCCUCCAUUAGCAUUUGGUUCUUCAUUUACAUCAUGGUAUGAGCACUUGGGUAGAUGCAUUUGCUUUCUCUACCGCAGAAACCACAGGAUAUGGGAGUCUAUCCUCAAAUUUGUUUAAUUUAAUCCAGUAUUUUAGUCAUCUUAAUUAUGCAUAUUUUUUUCGUAAUAAUAUUUUGAGCAAUAAUGUUGUUGCUUAAUAAUGUUUAUCUUAGUGUGUUUAGGGAAUAUAUAAUAAUUAGUAUGUUAGUUACCUCAUUUUAUGUAUGAGAUGUAUGUGACACACUGUUAGAAAUUGGAGCCAAUCUAAAUGAAGAUAUUUAGAAUU